Messenger RNA from Punctularia strigosozonata HHB-11173 SS5, 449 nucleotides. RefSeq lists its product as uncharacterized. The record is from RefSeq and is a predicted model, not a curated record. Bases 158 to 406 code for a protein of 82 amino acids. The transcript has a single exon. Lineage: Eukaryota; Fungi; Basidiomycota; Agaricomycetes; Corticiales; Punctulariaceae.
UCCUGUCUUGCAUUUGGCACAUCCUCACCCUGUCCCUUGGACGUCUCUCCUUCGGUCAAUAUUCAUGGAGCUCAACGUAGAGUUGGUCUCGUAUUCCGACUGGUUGGACGCGCUAGAGGAGAAUUUUAAAGACAAAACCAAAACGGAAGUGCAACUUAUGCGAGAGAAUCCAGCACUACGUCUACUCGCGUUCUUCAAGUCGGCCGGGAGAACGAUUGGACAAAAUUCUGGUAAGGAUCGUGGUCGGGAAGCGAUGGCGCUCCCGAUGAUGGAUAUGUCCAGGGCGAAGGAAAUUGCACCGAGCUUGGGCAAGCUGCAGCCGCUUGGAACAGAGGACGUUCGACACUGGCUGGAGUAUUGGAAAGGCGUGGGCUUGCUGCCCCGAAGCCCGGAUGCUACGCAUUAACUCCGUGAACCUGUACCUUAAGAUAUGUAGAUGUACCAGUGAA